Rangifer tarandus platyrhynchus (Svalbard reindeer) is the source of this 1374-nucleotide messenger RNA. NCBI's taxonomy places the organism in Eukaryota, Metazoa, Chordata, Mammalia, Artiodactyla, Cervidae. The record is from the annotation of a GenBank genome assembly.
AUGGACUUUGGACUGGGAGGGGUUGUCCUUGUUGCUAUUUCACAAGGCGUCCUGUCCCAGGUGCAGCUGCAGGAGUCGGGACCCAGCCUGGUGAAGCCCUCACAGACCCUCUCCCUCACCUGCGCUGUCUCUGGAUUCUCACUAACCAGCUAUGGCUGGAUCCGCCAGGCUCCAGGGAAGGCGCUGGAGUGGGUUGGUGGAAUCAGUAGUGGUGGAAGCACAUGCUAUAACCCAGCCCUGAAAUCCCGGCUCAGCAUCACCAGGGACACCUCCAGGAGCCAAGUCUCUCUCUCACUAAGCAGCGUGACACCUGAGGACACAGCCGUGUAUUACUGUGCAAGAGACACAGUGAGGGGAAGUCAGAGUGAGCCCAGACACAAACCUCCCUGCAUGGGCGCCCCGGACCACCAGGGGGCGCGCGGGGCCCACCACGUUCAGGACUGCGCCCAGGAGCCUGUGCCCCGGGGGCGCCCGGAGGGAACUAGCGUCCUGUCCCAGGUGCAGCUGCAGGAGUCGGGACCCAGCCUGGUGAAGCCCUCACAGACCCUCUCCCUCACCUGCGCUGUCUCUGGAUUCUCACUAAGCAGCUAUGGUGUAGGCUGGGUCCGCCAGGCUCCAGGGAAGGCGCUGGAGUGGGUUGGUAUCAUAUAUAGUGGUGGAAGCACAUACUAUAACCCAGCCCUGAAAUCCCGGCUCAGCAUCACCAGGGACACCUCCAAGAGCCAAGUCUCCCUCUCACUGAGCAGCGUGACACCUGAGGACACGGCCGUGUAUUACUGUGCAAGAGACACAGUGAGGGCAAGCGUCCUGUCCCAGGUGCAGCUGCAGGAGUCGGGACCCAGCCUGGUGAAGGCCUCACAGACCCUCUCCCUCACCUGCGCUGUCUCUGGAUUCUCAGUAAGCAGCUAUGCUGUACACUGGGUCCGCCAGGCUCCAGGGAAGGCGCUGGAGUGGGUUGGUAUCAUAUAUAGUGGUGGAAGCACAGGCUAUAACCCAGCCCUGAAAUCCCGGCUCAGCAUCACCAGGGACACCUCCAGGAGCCAAGUCUCCCUCUCACUGAGCAGCGUGACACCUGAGGACACGGCCGUGUAUUACUGUGCAAGAGACACAGUGAGGGCAAGUCAGACUUUUGUUCAUUACUUAUUUUUAAAGCUUCAGGUGAUAAUAAAGCCACUGCCCCAAAGACUCUUAGGCAGUGGGGCCACCCGCGUGCAGCUGCAGGAGUCGGGACCCAGCCUGGUGAAGCCCUCACAGACCCUCUCCCUCACCUGCGCUGUCUCUGGAUUCUCACUAAGCAGCUAUGACACCUUCACAAACACCGCCUACGUGGAGCUGAGCAGUCUGAGGUCUGAGGACACGGCUGUUUACUACUGU